Molecule: messenger RNA, 1278 nt
Organism: Didymodactylos carnosus
Lineage: Eukaryota; Metazoa; Rotifera; Eurotatoria; Philodinida; Philodinidae
Source: the annotation of a GenBank genome assembly
AUGCUUUCGCAAUUGACUGACAAGACAUACAACCUUCGACGAUUGACAUUGACAGUUGAACGGUUCAGUCUUCUUUGUCGUCUGUUUGAUUGUUUACCUUUAAUCGAGCAUGUCAAUAUUGAACAACAAUUUCCCUAUGUUUGCGAUAACGAUGAACGUACAAUUCUGUCUUCGUAUAAUUAUCAUAAUCUAGUUCGACUCAUCAGCUUUGAAUUAAUAAUCAAUUGUCAGUCAUUUGAUUACACUCUCUUCCACACAAUAAUAACAGAUAUGAAAUAUUUAACAUCUCUGUCAUUUGAUUAUGGAAUAUAUGAAAGUGAUAUCAAUGGUUAUCAGUUACAAUCAACAUUAUCAUCAUUGAUCAAUUUGAGUCAGCUAAAUUUUCGUUUAAUUAUUCGCAAUUACCUUGAUAAUGAUGAACACUUAUAUUCUUCGUUUCAAACUGAUUACUGGCAUUCUUUAAAUAUUUGUUGUCAUUUUGAUUUUGUCGAUCAAAAGUAUUAUAUUUACACUCGUCCAUGGACACCGACAAUGACAUUUGCUAUGACCUAUGAGACAACAUUGAAUAUGAUUCCCAAUGACUUCGGCCGUGUUCGUAAAUAUAAUCAAAUGCGUGGCUCAACAGCCGUAGUAUUCAAGUAUUUUCCGAAUUUAUAUGAACUUUUCAUCAACGAAAAUGCCCUGUUAGGUGACAUGCAUUUUCGAUUGAAUAUGAAAUAUCUAAAAAGUCUCUGGUUCACUGGACUAUCAUCUACAUCUUCCACUGAAAUAAUCAUAUCGCACUUACGUUGGAUUCUAUUACGGGCUCCGAAUUUGAAAAUUCUUAACGUUGACUUUGACUAUCUCGUUAAUUGUUUGAACGUUGAUCAUCAUUCAUAUCAGAUCAUAACAUUACAUUUGAUAGGAUGUAGAUUUGAUGUUGCUGAAAAGUUUACAUUAAUCCAGCCUUGUUUUCCAGUAUUAGAAAUUUUAUCUCUAAAAUCAUCUAGAUUACAACCAAUUGAUGAUGUUACGAAAUCACUUACUUAUCAAACAAUUCGUAAAUGCUUUUUGGAGUUCGAUCAAUUAAUUUCGAUUAAAUAUUCAGAUAAGUUUGACGGCUCGAUAACCAAUAGUUACGACUCGAUAAUCAAUAGUUACGACUCGAUAACCAAUAGUUACGACUCGAUAACCAAUAAUGACGAGGUGUUAUCGUUUCUUUACAAUAACUUGAUAAACGAUUACAAAAAUGUUCAAUUGAAUUUAAGUGGUGAUCGGUUGUCAGUAUGGAGAUACUGA